AUGAAGGCAAGGACGCACACAACAUCACCUCUACAGCAAUCCCACAUCUUCGCCAUGCAUUUCUCCAACGUCGUAUUGGCCUCUUGCCUUUCGGCACUAUCCGUGGCCGCUCCGUCACGACAGCAUCCACUCGGUCACUCACGGAGCAACCCAUAUCGAAAGGACUACUCCGAUCCUUAUGAUCACAAGGUCGACUCCAUCGGACGCAACCUACAGCCAGAACCACUUCGAAAUGGCGACGGAACAAGCGUGCUGGGCCCUCGGAACCGCGAUCGAGAGAGGCAGAAUCCCGAUAUGAUUCGGCCGCCAUCAACCGAUCACGGCGACUUCAAGAACAUGCGUUGGAGUUUCGCAGAUUCACACACUCGCAUUGAAGAAGGUGGCUGGACACGACAGACCACUAUCAAAGAACUUCCGACGUCUGUGGAGCUCGCGGGUGUGAACAUGCGUCUCGAUGAGGGCGUCAUCCGUGAACUCCACUGGCACAAGGAAGCAGAAUGGGCAUACGUACUCGAAGGCAAGGUCCGUGUCACCGCACUUGACACAGAAGGCGGAUCGUUCGUCGACGAUGUUGAGAAGGGCGAUUUGUGGUACUUCCCACCAGGUCACCCACACUCUCUCCAAGGUCUGGCGCCAAACGGCACCGAAUUCUUGUUGAUAUUUGACGAUGGAUCUUUUAGCGAGGAGAGCACCUUCUUGUUAACAGACUGGCUCGCGCACACGCCACAAUCUGUGAAGGCAGAGAACUUCCGAUUACCACCAGAGGUCUUCGACACUCUGCCCGAGAAGGAGAAGUACAUCUUCCAAGGAGAAUUGCCCGGCCCGAUCGACAAGGAGCAACCUAAGACAUUCAAGAAGUCCAAGCACAACUUCACACACAAGAUGCUGGCGCAGGAACCCGUCAACGCCACUGGCGGAAGCGUCCGAAUCACCGACAGCCGCAACUUUCCCAUCUCAAAGACUGUCGCCGCUGCACAUCUUGACAUCGAACCUGGUGCAAUGCGUGAGAUGCACUGGCACCCAAAUGCAGACGAAUGGUCAUUCUUCAUCAGCGGCAGAGCUCGCGUGACGAUCUUUGGUGCCCAAGGCGCAGCUCGUACCUUUGACUACACUGCCGGCGACGUUGGAAUCGUGCCCAAGAAUAUGGGGCAUUUCAUCGAAAAUCUGAGCGAGGAUGAGCCUUUGGAAGUAUUGGAGAUCUUCCGUGCAUCAGAAUUCCAGGACUUCUCGCUAUUCCAGUGGCUGGGAGAGACUCCACAGAAGAAUGUCAGAGACCAUCUGUUCAAGGACGACCCUGAAGGCGCAGCGAAGUUUGCAAAGGCCAUUGAGGGUGCCGAAAAAGAUGUGAUCAAGUCCAACUUGAAGGAUGCUGAUGCUUGGGAUUAUGCUGAGGAGCUAUGA
Cercospora beticola is the source of this 1401-nucleotide messenger RNA. RefSeq lists its product as uncharacterized. Gene Ontology annotation, cellular component: outer membrane-bounded periplasmic space. Lineage: Eukaryota; Fungi; Ascomycota; Dothideomycetes; Mycosphaerellales; Mycosphaerellaceae. The record is from RefSeq and is a predicted model, not a curated record. Gene Ontology annotation, biological process: oxalate metabolic process.